AAUAAAUAAAAAGAUGGCCUCAACAUUCCCUCCAAGGGUAACAUACUAUCUCCAUGCUAAGUUCCUCCAUCAGCAGAUGCCUCUGUAUCGAAUCCCUCUAUAAGAUUCACGCCCUCCUCAUCGUCAACGGGAUCUCAAAGUACGAAUCCAUAGUAAGAGAAGCGAUCGAUAAGUAUAUCUUUUUCGGCUAUCCCCAUUCCGCAGUAUCCUUCUACCUUUCAGUUAAAAAUCCCACCUUGCUCUUGCAAAACUUGGUUCUUCGGAUCUUUUCAAAUCAUGGGUAUUAUGCCCAGCUCUUGUCCUUAUAUGCAGACUCGCAGAAUUCAAGUUACAGAAGACCUGAUAACUACACAUUUCCAAUUGUGAUCAAGGCCUGCGCCGCUGAUACGGCAUGUAGGGCAGGAAAGCAGGCACAUUGUGCGGCUCUCAGAAGUGGUUAUGGUGGAAAUUUGCUGGUUCGGACUGCUCUUGUAGAUUUCUACUUCAAGAUUGGGCUUUUGGAAUAUGCACGAAAGGUGUUUGAUGGAAUUACUGAACCAGAUUUGGUGUCAUGGAACGCCCUCAUAUUUGGCUAUUGUUUGAAUGGAUUUAAUCAAGAUGCGUUCAAAUCAUUGAGAGAGAUGCUUUUGACUGAUUUGAAGCCUAAUGGAAGCAUUUUUGCUAGUGUUAUUCCACUAUGUGUUCGGCUAAGAGCUCCAGGUCUUGGUGCAUCUUUGCAUGUUUUUGCUCUCAAGUGUGGGAUUUUGGAUGACGAGGCUUUGGUUCCUACUCUUAUCUCAAUGUAUUCUUCCUUUGGGUACUUGAUUGCUGCAAGAAUGUUGUUUGAGAUGCAGAAGGUGAAAGAUUUGGUUUCAUGGAACUCCAUGAUCUCUGCUUAUUCGCAGAAUGGGAAACCGGGCAAAGCAUUAGAGGUUUUCCAGCUCAUGAAUUUUGAAGGUGAAAGGCCUGAUUUUGUCACAAUGUUAUCUGUUCUUUCGUCCUCCUGUGACCUGUCCGACAUCAGCUAUGGCGAGUCCAUUCAUGCUAUUGUAAUCAAGGAUGGACUGGCUAGCCAAAUCUCAGUAGUAGCCUCACUUGUGUCUAUGUAUGCUAAGAGUGAUAAAUUGCAAGAUGCUGAGAAUUUAUUUCAGACUGCACCAGAGAAGAGCCUCCUUCUAUAUAAUUCUAUUAUCUCCGGCUAUCUUCUUAAUGGUCUACCAGGUUUGGCUUUGGCUACUUUCUGUGAUAUGAUCAUCCAAAGGGUUAAUCCAGAUUCAAUCUCUUUAAUAAGUGCCAUAUCUGCUUCUGCAAUGUCUAUCUAUCUGCUCUUGGGAAAAUCUCUUCAUGCUUAUAGCAUCAGAAAUGGAUUUUAUUCAAACAUCAACUUAUUGAAUGCUCUCUUGGCACUCUAUUCUGAUUGCAAUCAGUUUCAAUAUACCCUCAAGUUAUUCCAUAUAAUGCAAGAUAGAAAUUUGGUUUCUUGGAACACUCUGAUAUGUGGAUGGACUGAUAUUGGGGACACUCAGUCCGCUGUUGCUUUCUUUAGACAAAUUGGAAGAGAAGAUCUGAAAUUUGAUUUGAUAACAAUGAUCAGUAUACUACCUUGCAUCCAUAAAUCAGAAAAUAUUGCUCUUGGCAAGUCAUUUCAUGCUCUUGCUAUUAAGAAUGGGUUUGAUUCUGAUACAACCCUCGCAAAUGCACUCAUAAGCAUGUAUGCAAAUUGUGGUUCUGUGGAUGACAGUCAUAUCCUAUUUCAAAGCGUGGCUUUUAGAAGCACUGUCUCUUGGAAUGCUUUAUUGACAGGCUACAGAAAAUUCAAAUCAUCAAAAGAAGUAAUGAAAUUGUUUUAUCAAAUGAAAGAAGUUGGACAGAAGAUGAAUUCAGUUACCUUGUUGAAUAUAUUAUCUUGUUGUGAGGCACAUAUUCAAGGAAAAUCAAUCCAUGCAUUUGCCCUUAGAAACUUCUACAAUCUAGAGACCGCUCUUCACACUUCAUCACUCUGCAUGUAUGCUAGAUUUCAGAACUUCGAAUACUGUUGCCGCCUCUUUGGCACAAUGGAUAGAAAUAAUGUUGUUUAUUGGAAUACUAUGAUGUCAAUAUAUUCACAUAGAAAACAUACAGAAGUGUUGAAUUUUUUUAAGGAAAUGCUGGAUUACCAAGUGUGUCCAGAUGCAGUAACAAUGCUUACCCUGGUUUCUGCUUGUACUCAACUGGGUAGUCUAGAUUUAGCUCAAUGCAUUCAUGGCUUUAUCAUUCGCAGUGGUUUUGAGAGGAGCACCUCUCUGAUCAAUUCUUUCAUCGACAUGUAUGCUAGAACCGGAAGUAUUUCUACUGCAAAGAGACUCUUGGAUGAGUUGCAGGAGAAGGAUUUAAUCUCUUGGAGCACAAUGAUCAAUGGAUAUGGAAUGCAUGGAGAUGGAGAAGGAGCUAUGGAACUGUUCUUAAAGAUGCAAGAGAGUGGUGCUUGUCCUGAUGAUAUAACCUUUGUUAGCAUACUGUCAGCUUGCAGUCAUGCGGGCCUAGUUGAAGAAGGACGAAUCUUCUUCAAAUUAAUGGUGGAGAAACAUCAUAUCACCCCAAGAAUGGAACAUUAUGCAUGCUUGAUUGACCUCUUCAGCCGUAGCGGGCAUUUGAUAGAAGCUUUUGAUCUUGUCAGGAAGCUGCCAUUUAAACCUUCGAUUGAGUUGCUUGAAUCCUUGCUUGGGGCCUGCAACUUCCAUGGAGAUGCUGAAGUAGGAGAAGCAGUUGGAAAGUUGCUGAUUGAACUCCAUCCUACUACAAGUUCAUAUGUGAUGCUCUCGAAUAUUUAUUCAGCAGCAGAGAGAUGGGAAGAUUCUGGGAGAUUGAGGUUUGACAUGAGAGCAAAGGAAAUCAGGAAAGAGCCUGGUAUCAGUUUUGCUAGUAUGGGAUGAUAAUGUAACAACCUGUGUAUAUAUAAAAAAAUUCCUUUUCAAACCAAAUGGGUCUAACGGCCUCGCUAUUCUUUUUAAUCCUGACCCUUAGGGCCCCAAAUAUGAUAGAGGUUGAGAGAGCAAGGUAUCAAAGGCGGACAUAUGAAGGAGGUGAUUAAGCGAGAAUCGAGAUGACGAUCAUUGUUGUCUCCUAGGGAAGACAUCAUGCGAGCAGGGAAGAACUCUUUGUUAUGUAGCCGGCAGCUUCAGUUGCUUGGGUUCAACAAGGUCGAUUAAUAGGAAGUUGACGAUUGGGAAGAGGAAAAGAAUUGUUAAUAUCUCCUUCAUACACCACCUUCAACUUAUUUAUCUUUAUUGGAGCAA
Messenger RNA from Dendrobium catenatum, 3254 nucleotides. Its product is annotated as putative pentatricopeptide repeat-containing protein At3g01580. Gene Ontology annotation, molecular function: RNA binding; protein binding. The record is from RefSeq and is a predicted model, not a curated record. The transcript has a single exon. Gene Ontology annotation, biological process: RNA modification. NCBI's taxonomy places the organism in Eukaryota, Viridiplantae, Streptophyta, Magnoliopsida, Asparagales, Orchidaceae. The coding region runs from base 54 to 2891 and encodes 945 amino acids.